Knipowitschia caucasica is the source of this 366-nucleotide messenger RNA. The record is from the annotation of a GenBank genome assembly. Lineage: Eukaryota; Metazoa; Chordata; Actinopteri; Gobiiformes; Gobiidae.
AUGUGUUUAUAUUCUCUCCAUAGAUCCGGGUUAUCAAAUGGAACGGUCGUCAGAGUGAAAUCUAAAAAUGAGACGGUGUUGGACCAUGAAACCAAUACAGAGGAAAGCACUUCACUCUAUGCCUUAAUCGGGCUGGCAGUGGUGGCACCAAUCCUCCUGGUCGCACUGAUCUGUGUGUGUCGGCUGCAAAAGAGACAAGCUGGGGCCGCCAGAGUCAUCUACGAGGUUCCACACUUUGACUCUGAGACGCAGGACAUGGAGAAACACAGCACCGGGUCGAGCGGCUCCUCACAGUGGUGUCAGGUCCUGGUGUACGAGUCUGUGGACUACUUCCGGCACACGGAGGAGCCCUGCAGGAAGACCUGA